UAGUAGUACAAGCACUGUACGAAGCUCUUGACGGCAAGAGGUUGCCGUGCCGCGUGCGGGCUAUUAACGGGUAAGAAGUCACUAAAAUUUUAUUUAGAGAAAAAAAAAACUUGAGAGCUACAGUGCUACCUAUCGCUUUCCAUCGAACCCACGAUCAAAUCACCCACAUCCGUAUAGCACGCGACCCGUUUAGCCCUACUUUUAAAACGAUCACGCCUCACACCUCACAUCCAUUAUCAUGUUAAAACAAAUCAUCUCCAGAUCUUCCAAAGCCAUUUAUUCUGGCUCUAGAAUAAUUGCGCAACGACCUUUGGUGGGGCGGUCGCAAUUCCUCCCGACAACCUCAAAUUCUCUACGAGCGGGACUCUUACCGAGCUUCAAGUGGUAUAGCGACCAGAGUGAGCCGCCAGCUAAGAAGGAAGGCGAAGAGCCAACUGCCCAAGCUGCUGAGGCUCCGGCUGAAGCUCAGGCUGAAGCUCAAGAUGGCGCAGCUGCCAAUGCGCCAUCCAAUGAAGUGGCCGAGCUCAAAAAGAAGCUAGAAGCCAAGGAGAAAGAGGUUAUUGAGUGGAAGGACAAAUGCCUACGGUCGGUCGCCGACUUCCGCAACCUUCAAGAUCGAACACAGAGGGAGAUGAAGGCAGCACGCGACUUCGCUAUCCAGAAGUUUGCCAAGGACUUGGUUGACAGCGUCGACAACCUAGACAGAGCCCUUAUAAUGGGCAAGGAAAAGCUUACGGCCGCGGCAGCAGAGAGCAAGAACGAGGAUCUCGUCAAUUUUUACGAGGGAGUGAAAAUGACGGAGACUAACAUGCUCCAGACCUUGGCCAAGCACGGCUUAGAGCGGUUCGAUCCCGAAGGAGAGAAGUUUAACCCUAAUGAGCAUGAGGCCACAUUCAUGACCCCGAUGCCCGACAAGGAAGACAACACGGUCUUCCACGUCCAGCAGAAGGGAUUCAAAUUAAACGGAAGAGUACUCAGAGCCGCCAAGGUUGGCGUAGUGAAGAGCUCGUAAAGGAUAUGAAAGAAAAUGACGUCUCAGCACUUCAUUUACCAUUGUACAAUAUGAAAAGACGUUGUACACAAAACCAUGUGAUGGGAUUUGGCGUUGGGCGAUUGUAUAUAAAAAUGCUCCUCUCAUGAAAAAGGCGGCGGGCGGGGACUUUUAUACAUACAUACUAUGCGUGCAUGAUACGGCUGUUGAUACCAAGCAACCUCUUGAUCUGGAAUGGGGAUCUGGGGAUCUGGGGAUUGGGGGGAAAAGAGGGAGGGA
This is a messenger RNA of Hypoxylon fragiforme, 1270 nucleotides long. Its product is annotated as GrpE-domain-containing protein. The record is from RefSeq and is a predicted model, not a curated record. Gene Ontology annotation, cellular component: PAM complex, Tim23 associated import motor. The transcript is spliced from 2 exons. Gene Ontology annotation, biological process: protein folding; protein import into mitochondrial matrix. The coding region runs from base 239 to 1012 and encodes 257 amino acids. Lineage: Eukaryota; Fungi; Ascomycota; Sordariomycetes; Xylariales; Hypoxylaceae. Gene Ontology annotation, molecular function: adenyl-nucleotide exchange factor activity; protein-folding chaperone binding; protein homodimerization activity.